AUGAGAGAAAGUCUCAGGGAGAAAGACCUGCUGAAGGAUUACCUGGAGGAGCACCCUUACAGCCAGGCCUACAGGUUUAUCCAGAAAAAACCGGGAAUAACUUACGAAUCCAUGAGGAACUUCCUGGACCCUGGCCCCGGCAGCUGUAUUACAUCGGCACCGUCAGUAUUGGAACGCCCCCUCAGGAGUUCAAGGUCAUCUUCGACACGGGCUCCGCUGACCUGUGGGUGCCCUCCAUCUACUGCUUCAGCCGUGCCUGUGGUGAGUGCCCCCAGCCCUGUCUCAGCACUGCACCCCACCCCCAGGCUUUGGCGGGCCGGCCCACAAGCACUCUCUGUCCCUGCAGUCAGACACACGGUCUUCAACCCGAAGAAGUCCUCCACCUUCCAGGGCACGAACCGGUCCUUCUCACUCCACUACGGCUCUGGGAGCAUGACGGGAUUUCUCGGCUAUGACACCAUUAAGAUCGGGACCCUGGUGGACCGGUCCCAGGCGUUUGGCCUGAGCAAGACAGAGGUCAGCAAGAUCUUGGAAUAUGGGGCUUUCGAUGGCAUCCUGGGCCUGAGCUACCCCAGCAUGGCGCUCACGGGUACCACUCCCGUCUUUGACAACUUGUGGACACAAGGAGUCCUUUCUCAGAACCUUUUUGCCUUCUAUUUGAGCAGCAACGAGAAGAAGGGCAGCAUGGUGAUGUUCGGCGGGGUGGACAGCUCCUACUACAAGGGAGAGCUCAAGUGGGUGCCCGUGAGCAAGCAGGGCUUCUGGCAGAUCACCAUGGACAGCAUCUCCAUGAAGGGGAAGGUCAUUGCAUGUGAAGGCGGCUGCGAGGCCAUUGCCGACACUGGGACCUCAUUGCUGACUGGCCCAGAUUACGACAUCUUCGACAUCCUGAAGACCAUCAACGCCCGGAUGACCAACACUGGAGAGUACGUGGUCAGCUGUAAUGCCAUCAACACCCUGCCUGACAUUGUCUUCACCAUCAACGGCUUCAAGUACCCGGUGCCGGCCAGGGCCUACAUCCGGAAGGGUCUCUUUAACACCUGUUACAGCAACUUUGAUGAAACCUUAAGCCACUCUACUCUCUGGAUCCUGGGGGACGUCUUCCUGAGGCUGUACUUCACCGUUUUCGAUCGGGCAAACAACAGGAUUGGCUUGGCCCCUGCGGUGGCAUGA
Molecule: messenger RNA, 1173 nt
Organism: Artibeus jamaicensis (Jamaican fruit-eating bat)
Lineage: Eukaryota; Metazoa; Chordata; Mammalia; Chiroptera; Phyllostomidae
Product: pepsin F-like
Exons: 7
Coding region: 1-1173 (390 amino acids)
Biological process (GO): proteolysis
Molecular function (GO): aspartic-type endopeptidase activity
Source: RefSeq, a predicted model, not a curated record